AUGGCACAGCACCUGGAGGCUGGGGUUCUCCUGAUGAGAGAGUCCAGUGAAGGAGUUGGUGCAUUUCAGCCCCAAGAUUUCCUGUUGUGUGAAAACGACCAGCCCAUGCAGAUAGCAGGUUCACUGUACCACAGCCUGCAUAGCCCAACGUUUCCAGGGAUGAUGCUAUACUCAUAAUAUAUAGCUUAUACUCAUAAUAUAUAGCCUACGCAGUAUUCAUACUUGAGUCAUACGCACAGUGCAAAAGUCAAGCUGAAUGCAAACACAGCAAACCAAAUGCAAAUAGCCACAAUCAAAAACAGAAGAUAAUAACAAAAAAGGGGUAUUUCUAUGUUCUACCUCAAGCCACAGUCAUGAUCUGCACCCUUAUAUGGCAAGUUUGGUAACCCCUAACUCACAUGUUCAAACCCCCGUGACACACACGUCCUCUGAACUGCAAACAGGUGUUGAGCAACCCAACAGACUGCAAAGACAACAGCAAACAUCCAUGGGUUAGAAAGAGCUGUUUUGUAAGACUGUACAAUAGAGGAGCCAACCAACUUUGAAUGUGACUUGUUUACGAAAGGAACGUUUUUUGGAUGUUCUAAUUUUCUCCCAGGUAAACAGUGAAGUUUCCCCCUCAUCUCAUCCUACCUCAGUGCCGCCCCAUGUCAACAUUCAGCAGGUCAUUGUAUCUUUCCUAUCAUGCUCAGCAUUGGAGAAAGAACCUGGAAUCAAAACCACAAUCACUUCAGACUCCUCACAGUCUGAUCAGUGACAGAAUCACCAGAUUGAGGCAGACAAAAAUCAAGCAGAGCCUGAGGACAGCGGUGGCCCGGUCUACAGUUGUUUCACUAUUGCACAUGGGAUACACAGUGACAAUUGAGAGAGACUUACCAACCACAGGCUACUUUGGAAGACUUUAUACAAGAGGGAAGGGUCCUGCAGAGCUUUCAACUACUAGUCUAUGAGAGGCAAGUGAGUAUUCUGCUGCUACAGUUGGCCUUGGGGUUUCAACACCUGUGCAGCAACGCAGCCACCUGCGCUGAGGGCACAGUGCAUCUUACUGGUAUGGCCAAGGGGUGA
Messenger RNA from Coregonus sp. 'balchen', 1065 nucleotides. The record is from the annotation of a GenBank genome assembly. Lineage: Eukaryota; Metazoa; Chordata; Actinopteri; Salmoniformes; Salmonidae.